AUGGCCCCCCCCAGCCCCUUGCCCAGCUCCCCCCAACCCGGGCCGGCCUUGGGACCCCCCUCAGCCCAACCCCUGGCCCCUCCGCCCUGCCGGCCGCCCCCUCGGAGGAAGAAGAAGAAGUAUCUCCGGCACGCCAAGCCCCCCUACACCUAUUUGGCCAUGAUCGCCCUGGUCAUCCAGGCGGCACCCGGAAAGCGCCUCAAACUGGCCCAGAUCAUCAAGGAGAUUGGCUCGCUGUUCCCCUUCUUCCAGGAAGACUACCAUGGUUGGAAGGACUCCAUCCGCCACAACCUUUCCUCCAACCCCUGCUUCCACAAGGUGCUGAAGAACCCCAAGAAGCCCCAAGCCAAGGGCAACUUCUGGGCAGUGGACGUGAGCCUGGUGCCGGCGGAGGCCCUGCGGCUGCAGAACACAGCGGUGGUGAGGCAGGGGGGUGGGCCGGCCGCCUUCCCCCAGGACCUGGCUCCUUACGUCCUUCACGGCCGCCCCUUCAAGGACCGGGGGAGCCCCCCGGGACUCCCAGCCGCUCCCCACUCCGCCCCCGAUCCGGCCAAGACCAGAGGCUCCUUCGACGUCCACCCGCUGCUCCAGGACUUCCAGGAGACGCCUCCUCCCUCGCACCCGCCCCUGACCAUGCCCCUCCACGCUCCCCGGCCCCUCCGCUUCUUGCCCGCCCCGCCGCCCCUGAGGCUGCCCCCGGUGAGGGUGGGAGGGUCAGAGCCCCCCGGGGAGCAUCCGUGCUGGGGGGCGCUGCCCACGUCCUACAGCCGUGGCUGGGCCCCCAACGUGGUGGCCCCCGUGGUCCUUCCCUGCUACAGCUGCCCACCCGGUACUCACUGGGGCCUGGUGCCCGGGCCGCGCCCGCAGCCCUGGCUCUCCAGGGACCUGGGUGCCCUCUUGCAGGCCGUGCCCCCGAACAAGAGCGUCAGCGACAUCCGGCUCACCCACCCCCGGGACCUGCUUCCCCCCAACUCCCUGGGGCCCAUCCUCGCCUGGUACAGCCCAUGA
Tachyglossus aculeatus (Australian echidna) is the source of this 1008-nucleotide messenger RNA. RefSeq names its product forkhead box H1 (gene FOXH1). Lineage: Eukaryota; Metazoa; Chordata; Mammalia; Monotremata; Tachyglossidae. Bases 1 to 1008 code for a protein of 335 amino acids. The record is from RefSeq and is a predicted model, not a curated record. Gene Ontology annotation, biological process: regulation of DNA-templated transcription. The transcript has 4 exons. Gene Ontology annotation, molecular function: DNA-binding transcription factor activity; sequence-specific DNA binding.